Loxodonta africana (African savanna elephant) is the source of this 4108-nucleotide messenger RNA. It is a transcript of the gene PPP4R3B, whose product is annotated as protein phosphatase 4 regulatory subunit 3B. NCBI's taxonomy places the organism in Eukaryota, Metazoa, Chordata, Mammalia, Proboscidea, Elephantidae. The transcript is spliced from 16 exons. The coding region runs from base 84 to 2546 and encodes 820 amino acids. The record is from RefSeq and is a predicted model, not a curated record. Gene Ontology annotation, molecular function: protein phosphatase activator activity. Gene Ontology annotation, biological process: DNA damage response; protein dephosphorylation. Gene Ontology annotation, cellular component: nucleoplasm; protein phosphatase 4 complex.
GCCGCUCCCGUCUCUCGGGCGUGAGGGACGCGGACGAGGCGAGCGAGGAGGCGGCGGCCGGAGCGGCGGGGGCUGCCGCCACCAUGUCGGAUACGCGGCGGCGAGUGAAGGUGUACACCCUGAACGAGGACCGGCAAUGGGACGACCGAGGCACCGGGCACGUCUCCUCCACCUACGUGGAGGAGCUCAAGGGGAUGUCGCUGCUGGUUCGCGCCGAGUCCGACGGAUCACUACUCUUGGAAUCAAAGAUAAAUCCAAACACUGCGUAUCAGAAACAACAGGACACAUUAAUUGUUUGGUCAGAAGCUGAGAACUAUGACCUGGCUCUAAGUUUUCAGGAGAAAGCUGGCUGUGAUGAGAUUUGGGAAAAAAUCUGUCAGGUUCAAGGUAAGGACCCAUCAGUGGAAGUCACACAGGACCUCAUCGAUGAAUCAGAAGAAGAACGCUUUGAGGAAAUGCCUGAAACCAGUCAUCUGAUUGACCUGCCCACAUGUGAACUCAAUAAACUUGAAGAGAUAGCUGACUUAGUUACCUCGGUUCUCUCCUCACCUAUCCGUAGAGAAAAGCUGGCUCUGGCCUUGGAAAAUGAAGGCUAUAUUAAAAAACUACUGCAGCUGUUCCAAGCGUGUGAGAACCUAGAAAACACUGAAGGCUUACACCAUUUGUAUGAAAUUAUUAGAGGAAUCUUAUUCCUAAAUAAGGCAACUCUGUUUGAGGUAAUGUUUUCUGACGAGUGUAUCAUGGAUGUCGUAGGAUGCCUCGAAUAUGACCCUGCCCUGGCUCAGCCAAAAAGGCAUAGAGAAUUCUUGACCAAAACUGCGAAGUUUAAGGAAGUUAUACCAAUAACAGACUCUGAACUAAGACAAAAAAUACAUCAGACUUACAGGGUACAGUACAUUCAGGACAUCAUUUUGCCUACACCAUCCGUUUUUGAAGAGAAUUUUCUUUCUACUCUCACGUCUUUUAUUUUCUUCAACAAAGUUGAGAUAGUCAGCAUGUUGCAGGAAGAUGAGAAGUUUUUGUCUGAAGUUUUUGCACAAUUAACAGAUGAGGCUACAGAUGAUGAUAAACGGCGUGAAUUGGUUAAUUUUUUCAAGGAAUUCUGUGCAUUUUCUCAGACAUUACAACCUCAAAACAGGGAUGCAUUUUUCAAAACUUUGGCAAAAUUGGGGAUUCUUCCAGCUCUUGAAAUUGUAAUGGGCAUGGAUGAUUUGCAAGUCAGAUCCGCUGCCACAGAUAUAUUUUCUUACCUGGUAGAGUUUAGUCCAUCUAUGGUCAGAGAAUUCGUCAUGCAAGAAGCCCAGCAGAGCGAUGACGAUAUCCUUCUCAUUAACGUAAUAAUUGAACAAAUGAUCUGUGACACCGAUCCUGAGCUAGGAGGCGCUGUCCAGCUAAUGGGACUUCUACGAACUCUAAUUGAUCCAGAGAACAUGCUGGCCACAACUAAUAAAACUGAAAAAAGUGAAUUUCUGAAUUUCUUCUACAACCAUUGUAUGCAUGUCCUCACAGCACCACUUUUGGCCAAUACUUCAGAAGACAAAUAUGAAAAGGAUAAUAUAGUUGGAUCUAACAAAAACAACACAGUUUGUCCAGAUAAUUAUCAAACAGCACAGCUGCUUGCCUUAAUUUUAGAGUUACUCACAUUCUGUGUGGAACAUCACACAUACCACAUCAAAAACUACAUCAUGAACAAAGACUUGCUAAGAAGAGUGUUGGUCUUGAUGAAUUCAAAGCAUACCUUCCUGGCUUUGUGUGCCCUUCGCUUUAUGAGGCGGAUAAUUGGCCUUAAAGACGAAUUCUAUAACCGGUACAUCACCAAGGGAAAUCUUUUUGAGCCAGUUGUAAAUGCUCUUCUGGAUAACGGGACUCGGUACAAUCUGUUGAAUUCAGCCGUGGUUGAGUUGUUUGAAUUUAUAAGAGUGGAAGAUAUCAAGUCUCUCACUGCCCAUAUAGUUGAAAACUUUUAUAAGGCACUUGAAUCGAUUGAAUAUGUUCAGACAUUCAAAGGACUGAAGACUAAAUAUGAGCAAGAGAAAGACAGACAAAAUCAGAAACUCAACAGUGUACCAUCUAUAUUGCGUAGUAACAGAUUUCGCAGAGACGCGAAAGCCUUGGAAGAGGACGAAGAAAUGUGGUUUAAUGAAGACGAAGAGGAGGAAGGAAAAGCAGUUGUGGCACCAGUGGAAAAAUCUAAGCCGGAAGAUGAUUUUCCAGACAGUUAUGAAAAAUUUAUGGAGACUAAAAAAGCAAAGGAAAGUGAAGACAAGGAAAACCUCCCCAAAAGGACAUCUUCUGGUGGCUUCAAAUUUACUUUCUCCCACUCCGCCAGUGCUGCUAACGGAACUAACAGUGCAAACAGUAAAUCUGUAGUGGCUCCCACAUCACCAGCAAGUUCAAAUGGAUCGUCUUCCAAAACUACAGGUCUGGCUGCGUCAGUAACAGCCUCCAAGGGAAGUUUGGUUGGCUUAGUGGAUUAUCCAGACGAUGAAGAGGAAGAUGAAGAAGAAGAGACAUCCCCCAGGAAGAGACCUCGUCUUGGCUCAUAAAGUCGUUACUGGGGGACCCUCAACACGUGGUCUUACUGAAAUGCUGCAACUGUUGAGUGAGCUGAAAAUUGGAAUCAGAAGCUUUCUCACCUGAACUUAUAAAUAUACAAGGAGUAGCAACAGACAGUCAGUCUAUCGCUAGGACGGUUUAGUUCUGUAUAAAACCAGGCUUCCCAGGAACUUGAUCGCUUGCUACUAAUUAAGGGGUUUGCCUUUCAGGUUGUCAAAAAAAAAAAAAGGUUAGUAACCAGAACCUGGGAGGUGAUUUCUCAGCAAGGAGAGUCCCAGGUUUGGGGACGGUUUAGGGAAGGGAAGAGGUUGAUAAAACAAUGUUAAUGCGGAUUGCUCCAGGAAGUACCCAAUCUAGAAACAAUUGUAAAAUUUCAGUUGCAGACCCAAUAACAUUACUUGUAUAAUGGUGCUGGCCAUGUUCUUUUAAUCAGUUGCCUCUUUUUAAAAGAAAUUUUUAUGGAAAACACGUUCUAUCUAUCAUAAAAAAAUGAAAUGAAGCUGUUGGGACCAUCACUUUGAAGAUUUCACAGAAAUUCAGCGUGAGAGGUCUUUGGAGGGCAGUACACCCUGUAGUAUGGGGCAUGUUGAGUUUUAUACACCAGAAAUUUUCAGGAGCUGUUUUGAUGAACACAAGCAAGCAUGAUUCAAAAUGGGCAGUGUUAUAUAACACAACUUCAAAAUCAGCACUUUUAGAGAGAACCGAUGCCAAGAAUCAGUACAGUAGGAUCCCAGAGGGAUUUUCCCCUAGAAACCUGGGUAGUGACUAGAGCAGGAUGUUUCCAGCUGCCUACCAGUGACCGUAUUUUGUGGAAGAUACUUUGAAGUCAUUUUCUGCUUCGUUAGUAAAGUCUCUCUCGAGAGCUGCAAGCAAGUUUUAAAGUGUAAUUUAUAAAGACUAACAUACAAAUAGUGCUGGAUUACAUGGCACUUAAUAUCCAAAAGCCAUUUUGGACCAAGAAGAAGUUACCUAAGCGUCCGAGUCAGCAUGCAUCGCGUAAAGAUUUUCCAUAAACAAGCAAGGGUGCAACAUGAGAGCUGCUUUUUUAAAGAGUAAAAGCACAUUCCAUGUACGUAAAUGAAUUUAACAUAAUCGAGGCAAACUGUUAAGAGGUUUUAUUUUUAGAACAGCAAGUUAACUGUAAAUAUUUUAGUGUUACUGUGCUCACGUAUGAUCUGAGAUCAUGCCCAAGUGAGAAAAAACGUCCCCAAAUUACAAUUUAAUGCAUUGGGAAAAAAAAAGCUACAAACAGUAAUUCUAGCUGCAAUCUUUAGGUCACCUUUGUAAUGUGUUAUGGGUCCAUUUUUCCUGGAAUAGCUUAAACUGAAGCAGUUUACCCUGUUUUGGAGAUUUUGUAGUUAAUUUUAAUUUUGGCUAUUGUUUGGAAAAAAUGGGCUGUCUGUGUAGAUAUGAAGUAUAGUUUUUCCAUAAAACAGAUGUUUAUUUUGUAUUAAAAAUACCACUGUACUUGUUUUACACCAUUUGUAUACAUGUGGUGAUAUUAAUGCGGAACUGUAAAAUUCAGGAAUUAAAAUGUGACCCUGUAAUUCCA